Oncorhynchus masou masou (cherry salmon) is the source of this 3931-nucleotide messenger RNA. RefSeq names its product protein unc-119 homolog A-like. The coding region runs from base 186 to 968 and encodes 260 amino acids. Gene Ontology annotation, biological process: visual perception; nervous system development; mitotic cytokinesis. The record is from RefSeq and is a predicted model, not a curated record. Gene Ontology annotation, molecular function: lipid binding. Gene Ontology annotation, cellular component: spindle pole; intercellular bridge; spindle midzone. Lineage: Eukaryota; Metazoa; Chordata; Actinopteri; Salmoniformes; Salmonidae. The transcript has 5 exons.
CGCACGCGCGCUCCAAGCGCAAGGGCUAUUCAGCCGCCGCACACAAACAGUCACGGACCGACGGGUUUAAAGAACUGAGGAUUUAAAUUAAAUACCGAGUGUGAGAGACGUUGAGCCUUGGGUGAGGGAGGGAAAGAGACUGAUUUGUAUCUUCCCCAGAUCGGGAGGGGGAGGAGGCACGGAGAAUGAGCUAUUAUUGUACCAGCACAGAGGCUGUGUGUAAUAGCCAGGACGCACCUAACGGCAGUGCGAGGAAAGCAGCUACUAAUAAUACGAACCGUGGCAGCGAAGGUCUCGAGAGCAGCAGCAGCACUAGUUCACGGCAGUCGCAACCCCAACCGCUCGUGGCCAUGAAAGUGAAGAAAGGCUGCAACUCGACAGAUGCUGGGGUCCCGGUUACAAGUGAAGAAGAGUUGCUAAGAAACCCCGUAAUAUCGCCUGAGGAUGUACUUGGGUUACAAAAGAUCACCGAAAACUACCUAUGUUCCCCAGAGGAGAAUGUUCACAUGAUCGACUUCACACGGUUCAAGAUCCGAGACAUGGAGACAGGGACGGUGCUGUUUGAGAUCACUAAACCCCCUGUACCAGCAGGCGAAAAGAAGGAUUUUGACCCCAACGGAGGCCGCUUCGUCCGUUACCAGUUCACCCCUGCCUUCCUGCAGCUGCGCCAGGUCGGCGCCACUGUGGAGUUCACAGUGGGAGACAUGCCCAUCAACAACUUCAGGAUGAUUGAGAGGCACUACUUCAGAGAGCAGCUCCUCAAGAGCUUUGAUUUUGAGUUUGGUUUCUGUAUGCCCAGCAGCAAGAACACAUGCGAACACAUCUACGAGUUCCCCCCUCUGUCAGAGGACAUCAUGCGCGAGAUGAUCCUGCACCCAUACAAAACGCAGUCCGACAGCUUCUACUUUGUGGACAACAAGCUGGUGAUGCACAACAAGGCAGACUACUCCUACAGUGGGAGUCCGUAGGAGCACAGGACUUCCCUAGACACCUAGACCCACUCCAACUCUAACCCACCCCACCAUAGGACCAUGGACAGACAGACAGACAGACAGACAGACAGACAGACAGACAGACGAACGGAGAGACGUAUGGACGGACUGACAGGUCACAAGCAGCAGGACUGAUGGACAGCCUCGCACUCUCAGCAGCUUUAUUUUCUCCAAUCAGAAUUCCUCCAUUGCUUGUCAUCCCCUCAAUUGCAAUCCCCUACUCCAGUCUCUUUCAAUGACCUCUCAACUUUCUGUGUCUGAUAGAGAGUGUUAUAGAUGUGUACACAGUCUAGCAUACAUAAACACACACAGACCUUCACUAUGGGACACGUCUGAUGUGGCCUGAUCUAGACAAAAUAAAAGCACAACCAGUAGAGUAUAUAAGGGCCUGUAACAAUGAGUGAGAUUGAAUGUCUAGUCAGUGAGUUCUCAGUCAGUCAGCUAAAGAGAAAAAGAGAAAGGGAGAGAGAGAUAAGAAGAGACAGACAAAAUGAAGAGAGCGAGAAAGAGAGAUAGAGUGUCUGCUUUUCUGCACUUCAUCUCAUUGACAUUUACAGUACCAGUCAAAAGUUUGGACACACCUACUCAUUCAAGGGUUUUACGUGACUAUUUUCUACAUUGUAGAAUAAUAGUGAAAACAUCAAAACUAUGAAAUAACACAUAUGGAAUCAUGUAGUAACCAAAAAAGUGUUUAAAAAAGUUGCCACCCUUUUCCAGUAUGACAGGUUUGCACAUUCUUGGCAUUCUCUCAACCAGCUUCAUGAGGUAGUCACCUGGAAUGCAUUUCAAUAACAGGUGUGCCUUGUUAAAAGUUAAUUUCUGGAAUGUCUUGCCUUCUUAAUGCGUUUGAGCCAAUCAGUUGUGUUGUGACAGGUUAGGGGUGGUAUACAGAAGGUAGCACUAUUUGGUAAAAGACCAAGUCCAUAUUAUGGCAAGAACAGCUCAAAUAAGCAAAGAGAAAUUACAUUCCAUCUUUACUUUAAGACACGAAGGUCAGUCAAUGCAGAACAUUUCAAGAACUAAAAGUUUCUUCAAGUGCAGUCGCAAAUACCAUCAAGUGCUAUGAUGAAACUGGCUCUCAUGAGGACCGCCACAGGAAAGGAAGGCCCAGAAUUACCUCUGCUGCAGAGGAUGAGUUCUUUAGAGUUACCAGCCUCAGAAAUUGCAGCACAAAUGAAUGCUUCACAGAGUUCAAGUAACGGACACAUCUCAACAUCAACUGUUUAGAGGAGACUGCCUGAAUCAGGCCUUCAUUGUCAAAUUGCUGCAAAGAAACCACUACCAAAGGACACCAAUAAUAAGAAGAGACUUGCUUGGGCCAACAAAUAUGAGCAAUGGACAUUAGAUCGGUGGAAAUUUGUCCUUUGUUCUGAUUAGUCCAAAUUCGAGAUUUUUGGUUCCAAUCGCCGUGUCUUGAUGAGACGCAGAGUAGGUGAAUGGAUGAUCUCCGCAUGUGUGCUUCCCACCAUGAAGCAUGGAGGAGGAGGUGUGAUGGUGUGGGCGUGCUUUGCUGUUAUACUGUCAGUGAUUUAUUUAGAAUUCAAGGCACACUUAACCAACAUGGCUACCACAGCAUUCUGCAGCGAUACACCAUCCCAUCUGGUUUGCGCUUAGUGGGACUAUCAUUUGUUUUUCAACAGGACAAUGACCCAACACAGCUCCAGGCCGUGUAAGGGCUAUUUGACCAAGAAGAAGAGUGAUGGAGUGCUGCAUCAGAUGACCUGGCCUCCAAAAUCACCCGACCUCAACCCAAUUGAGAUAGUUUGGGAUGAGUUGGACCGCAGAGUGAAGGAAAAGCAGCCCACAAGUGCUCAGAAUAUGUGGGAAGUCCUUCAAGACUGUUGGAAAAGUAUUCCAGGUGAAGCGUGUUGAGAGAAUGCCAAGACUGUGCAAAGCUGUCAUCAAGGCAAAGGGUGGCUAUUUUGAAGAAUCUAAAAUAUAUCAUAUAUUUUGGUUACUACAUGAUUCCAUAUGUGUUAUUUCAUAGUUUUGAUGUCUUCACUAUUAUUCUACAAUGUAGAACAUAGUAAAACAUAAAGAAAAACCCUUGAAGGAGUAGGUGUGUCCCAACUUUUGACUGGUACUGUAGCUAUUUAAACAACAGAGACAGACAGACAGACAGACAGACAGACAGACAGACAGACAGACAGACAGACAGACAGACAGACAGACAGAUCAGCUGUCUGUCGCAUUACCAAGUGACACAGACACACAAUUCUCUGACAUCAUCAAAACAUGUAUUCUAGUCGAGCAAGCAGAACCUAUAUAUUUCUACUAGGGUUCUGCUACUUUUUUUUACUCUUAAAGAAAGUCAAAAAAUGUUUCUUGAAUUUCUAAUAAAUAGCUAUUAGCUCUGGAUGAUUCGUUGUCCCUGAAAGGAACAGUCCUGCUGUUUGAUGAGGUUCUUUGUUGAUCACCAUACCAGUAGAAACCAGUUGAAUCCCAUUAGCAUACAGUACAUCGUAGAAUGGAACAGGUACUCUUUUAAUGUGAAUGUCGUAUUAGGGCUGGAAAAUUCUAGCUUUUCCAAAAUUCCCUGGUUUUCCAGACGUCCCUUUUGGAGGAUUCCUGGAUUUCUUAUUCCAGCCUGAUUCCAGGAAUUUUCCAACAUGGAUUUUUGGAAAAACUGUGAAUUUUAGGAAAGUUACUGGAAUUUUGCAACCCUAGUCGUGUUUAUUUACGUAUACUCAUAGUUUUAUCUUCUAAAGUAUUUUUUUAAGUAGCCACUUUGACGAGUUAAAAGUAGGCGAAGGAUAGUCAUAUAUGAACUCAAAACCAGAUAUUCAUUUUGAUAUCCAGCUCAUAUUUAGUCUCAAGAGAUCUGCAGAUGUAUUUAUAAGAAAUGUGGUUAUUGUAAAUUAAAAUGAUGUAAAGUUUGGACAGUUGAAAUGCCACUCAGAGAAAUAAAUAUAUGUGAUUUUUUUGGGAAGUCUUGAAAU